GCAGUAGUGAAACAGCCUGGGAAGGGGGGCUGGCAGCAUAGGAAGAGGGGCUGGCCUGUUUAAAGUGACGCGCUGCCCUAUAGAAGGCGAUGUUGUAGCCCUGGGCCCCGUUUAAGCUCUGAGAAGGAAAGUCGAGAGGAAAGGAUUGAAGGACAGAAUACAAAAACAAGCAUGGAGGCUGCUAUGAAUCGCGUUCGAAGAGUUUGCUUAGUGUUUCUGAUCCUUCCGGUCCUGAUUUUAAUCUCCCAAUUUCUCGUUUGUAAAAGCGAAACUCAGGAAAGUCCGGUUCCGAAAGAAAAUCUCUUGGUAUUCACUGUCGCCACAAAAGAGACAGAUGGCUUCACGCGAUUCAUGAGAUCUGCAAAUUUCUUCAAUUACACGGUUAAGGUGUUGGGUCUGGGUGAGGAGUGGACAGGUGGAGAUGUGACAAAAUCCUCAGGAGGCGGGCAGAAAGUACGGAUUCUGAAGCAAGCCUUGAAAUCAUAUGCCACAGAGAAGGAACUGAUCAUUCUGUUUGUGGACAGCUAUGACGUAAUAUUUGCUUCAGGGCCUGACGAAUUACUGAAGAAGUUUCAUCAGGCAAAGCAUAAUGUAGUCUUUGCUGCUGAGGGCUUUAUUUGGCCCAAUCACCAUCUUGAAGUCCAGUACCCUCAUGUAAGGGAAGGCAAGCGAUUCCUCAAUUCCGGAGGAUUUAUUGGCUUUGCUCCAAAUAUUUAUGAACUUGUGGAACCCUGGGAUCUGCAGGACAAACAUGAUGAUCAACUCUUUUACACAAAAACAUACCUGGAUCCAAAGAAGAGGGCAAGUUUGAACAUUACUUUGGACCACAAAUGUCGGAUAUUCCAGAAUUUGAACGGAGCACUUGAUGAAGUGGUUCUGAAGUUUGAAGAUAAACGAGUAAGAGCACGAAACAUGGAGUAUAAUUCAUUGCCUGUCAUCAUCCAUGGAAAUGGUCCCACAAAGUUGCAGCUUAAUUAUAUGGGGAACUACAUUCCAAAGGUCUGGACCUUUGAAACUGGCUGCACAGAAUGUGAUAAAGACACAAUAAGUUUGGCAGAAAAGACGGACAGUGAAUUACCUACUGUGUUCAUUGGAAUCUUCAUUGAGCAGCCAACACCAUUUGUCGAGAAUUUCUUUGAGCGUUUAGUGAAUUUGAAUUAUCCAAAGAAGCAACUCCGAAUAUUCAUCCACAACACACAAACCCAUCAUGAGCAGCAUGUGUGGCAGUUUGUAGAGCGACAUGGGGACAAGUACCAGACUGUGAAAGUAGUUGGACCUGAUGAGGAAAUUGCCAAUGCAGAUGCUCGCAACUUGGGGAUUGACCUGUGCCGGCAAGAUGUGACAUGUGACUAUUACUUCAGUGUUGACAUUGAAGUUGUGCUGCAGAAUCAUGACAUCCUGAAACUCCUCAUUGAACAGAACAGACCAAUACUGGCACCACUGAUCAGUCGCCACAAGAAGCUGUGGUCUAACUUCUGGGGGGCACUUGAUGUUGAUGGAUAUUACGCCCGAUCAGAGGAUUAUGUGGAUAUUGUUCAGCAACGCAGAGUUGGCCUCUGGAAUGUUCCAUACAUCUCCAGCAUAUACCUGAUCCAAGGCACUUUGCUUCAAUCAGUCCUGACUGAGAAAGAUCUCUACCAUGCUGGCAGCCUGGAUACAGACAUGGCUUUCUGUCAUAAUAUCAGGGAACAGGGAAUUUUCAUGUACAUCACCAACAGGCAUGAAUUUGGACGCAUUCUCUCCGUUGCAAAUUAUCAUACUGAUCACCUGCAUAAUGACCUUUGGCAGAUCUCUGAAAACCCACAGGAUUGGGAAGACAAGUACAUUCAUGAAAACUAUAGCUCAAUAAUCGAAAACAAGAUCCUUCUACAGCCUUGUCCAGAUGUAUACUGGUUCCCUAUUUUCACUGAACAAGCCUGUGAUGAUAUUGUUGAGGAGAUGGAACAUUUUGGACAGUGGUCAACUGGAGGCAAUAAGGAUAUACGUAUUCAGGGUGGAUAUGAAAAUGUGCCAACAAUUGAUAUUCACAUGAAUCAGAUCGGAUAUGAGAAAGAAUGGCAGAGGUUUUUAAGAGAAUACAUUGCACCUUUAACAGAAGAGGUCUACCCAGGCUACUACACCAAGGCGUUCUCGUUUCUGAACUUUGUAGUGAGAUACAAACCUGAGGAGCAGCCCUCGCUUGAACCCCACCAUGAUGCCUCAACCUUCACUAUUAACGUAGCUCUAAACAGGGCAGGAGUUGAUUAUGAGGCUCUCUUUGACCUGGCCUUUGUAGUUAGAUAUAAACCUGAUGAACAGCCAUCUUUAAUGCCACAUCACGAUGCUUCUACUUUUACUGUAAACAUUGCACUCAACAAGGUUGGAGUUGACUACCAGGGAGGUGGCUGCAGGUUCAUCAGAUAUAAUUGUUCCAUCCAGGCUCCUCGGAAGGGCUGGGCCCUCAUGCACCCAGGGCGACUAACCCAUUACCACGAGGGUCUUCCAACCACCAGUGGCACAAGAUACAUCGCUGUCUCUUUUGUUGACCCUUAAUUAAAGUGUUUACUAUCUGA
This is a messenger RNA of Chiloscyllium plagiosum (whitespotted bambooshark), 2552 nucleotides long. RefSeq names its product procollagen-lysine, 2-oxoglutarate 5-dioxygenase 1a (gene plod1a). The record is from RefSeq and is a predicted model, not a curated record. Gene Ontology annotation, molecular function: procollagen-lysine 5-dioxygenase activity; iron ion binding; L-ascorbic acid binding. Lineage: Eukaryota; Metazoa; Chordata; Chondrichthyes; Orectolobiformes; Hemiscylliidae. Gene Ontology annotation, cellular component: endoplasmic reticulum. Gene Ontology annotation, biological process: peptidyl-lysine hydroxylation.